Messenger RNA from Helianthus annuus (common sunflower), 3747 nucleotides. RefSeq lists its product as uncharacterized. Gene Ontology annotation, biological process: DNA integration. Gene Ontology annotation, molecular function: RNA-DNA hybrid ribonuclease activity; nucleic acid binding. Lineage: Eukaryota; Viridiplantae; Streptophyta; Magnoliopsida; Asterales; Asteraceae. The transcript is spliced from 4 exons. Bases 1 to 3747 code for a protein of 1248 amino acids. The record is from RefSeq and is a predicted model, not a curated record.
AUGAAUACGGAAUGGGAAGAGGAGGAAGACGACCCAACUUACAAGGAAGAAUCCACAGUGUUUAGCAGACUUCCUCCGGAGCACGAAGCAUACAAACCAACCAAGCGCGCAGGGUAUAACCCCAAAGCAGAGCAUGAUUAUACCUUGAGCUAUCGUCCUGAGGACAUGGCUGAAAAUUCAAAAUUCAUUCGAGAAAUCGCGUGCGCGGCCAUCGACAAAACGAAAUUACCACACAACGUGGGUAAAUACAACGGGUUGACGGACCCAGACGAUCACCUCCAGGUGUUUAAAGGCGCAGGAGCAACAGGCGGAUGGAACUUACCAACAUGGUGCCACCUCCUAAAGCAAGAAAUCGAAAGAGCUCUAAGAGACGGAAAGCUCACCCACUUAGUCAAAGGUGGAAAGCGCGAUUACCGCCAGAUACAAAGAAGAGACGAAGGGCCAGACAAUAAGAAGCUCAGAAAGUUAGAAACUCACAUGGUGCAAGGAGGUCCAUGGCGACCAAGAAAACAUUACAACAAGCGCGCGCAAGAUGAUUCAUGGCGCGAGAAACAAGUGGUUUUCCCAGUUGUCAGAGGGGGUCCAAGAGAAAAGCGGCCAAUAGUCAUUCCAGGGGUGAUCGGUCACUACCAGACAGAUUAUAUCUUUAUUGAUCCCGGGAGCACUGCGGACAUCAUAUAUGAACAGUGCUUCAAUCAAUUUGACCAAGAGGACAAGGCGCGCCUAGAGCCAGUCGAUUACCCAUUAACUGGUUUCUGCAACGAGGCCGUCUUUCCCCUAGGACAAAUAUCAUUCCCAGUAUUACUUUCCGAUGGGAGAAAUUCAAGAACCGAAGAAGUCACAUUCAUGGUACUGCCGGCACACUCGAGGCAUGACAUCCUCCUAGGAAGAGAAUCACAAGGAGAUUUCAACAUGAUCUGUUCCGCACCACAUUUCGCCGUAGGUUUCCCGACCGAAACAGGCGUUGCAUUGAUAUAUGCAAGCAAAGAAGUGCUGGCAACAGACGAAAUCAGGCCAGCAAAAUCAAGCAAACACGCACCGCGCUUAGAAGCAGAGAAAUGGGUAUUGAAUAGCGCGUACCCAGAACAAACAGUCACUCUGGGGCCCGCAAUGUCUGAUCUAACGCGCGCGGCGCUAAAGAAACUAUUGCACGAAAAUAUGGACGUGUUCGCCUGGACACCGGCUGAUAUGGUUGGCGUACCACGGCACAUAGCAGAACACCGGCUAAAUGUCUCAGAAGACGCAAAGCCAGUAGUGCAUGCUAAACGACACCUGGGAGAUAUCAAACAUGAUGCCAUGAAAGAACAAGUGUUGGAAUUACUAAACGCAGGGAUCAUCAGAGAAGUCCGGUACCAAACGUGGGUAGCAAGCCCAGUAAUGGUAAAGAAACCGAAUGGCAGUUGGAGAAUGUGUGUCGACUAUAAAGAUCUGAACAAAGCAUGUCCCCGUGACUGCUACGCCUUACCAGAUAUAGAUGAGAAAAUCGAUUCUUUGGCAACAUUCCGGUGGAAAUGUUUCUUGGAUUGCUACAAAGGGUACCACCAGGUCCAAAUGGCCGUCCAAGAUGAGGAUAAAACCGCAUUCCGCACGCCAACAGGGUUGUAUUGCUACACCAAGAUGUCGUUCGGCUUAAAGAAUGCGGGUGCAACAUACCAAAGGUUGAUGAACGAAACAUUUAGUGACGCCAUUGGUAAGUACAUAGAAGUAUACAUGGAUGAUCUGGUAAUCAUGAGCAAGGAAGAGAGCGCGAUGCUGGCAAAUAUCCAAAAGACCUUCAACACGCUGCGCAGCGUAAGUAUCAAACUGAACCCAGCAAAGUGCUCAUUCGGAAUGGAAGAAGGAAAGUUUUUGGGCUUCAUAGUCACAAAAGACGGUUUUAAGGUGAAUCCAGAAAAGGUCCAGGCCAUAGAAAGGAUGCCUUCGCCAGCAAACGUCAAAGACAUGCAAAAGCUUGCAGGACGAUUGGCAGCACUCAAUCGGGCAGUCGGAGCCGUACUGCUUGUUGAUCGUCAAGGUGUCCAAACGCCUGUAUAUUACGUGUCUCGAACCUUGACCGACCCUGAAACCAGAUACGCAAUCAUGGAGAAGCUUGUCCUUGCACUGAUCCACGCGUCAAGAAGGCUGCGAAGAUAUUUCGCUAAUCACGUCAUCCACGUGCUAACAAACUACAAUAUCGGAAAUAUCCUAGCAAGGCCAGAAAUAUCAGGAAGAUUGGCCAAAUGGGCAAUAGAGGUAGGGGGACACAAUGUGGUUUUCAGACCACGUCCAUCGAUCAAGGGCCAAGUCUUGGCAGAUUUUAUGACAGAAGUCCCAGACGACAAAGACAGAGAAUGCAAGGCGAUGGAGAAAGCUGAGAAAAAACAAACAGAAGAGCCAUGGCUACUAUACACAGAUGGUGCAUCCAACGAAGAUGGGGCAGGCGCAGGGCUAAGGCUAGUAAGCCCUGACAAACAUGAGUUCACAUACGCCAUACGCCUAGACUUCAAGAGCACAAACAAUGAAGCAGAGUACGAAGCCUUUCUGGCCGGCUUGCGUUUGGCAAUCAAAAUGGGGGUCCGACACAUCGAAGCACAUGUGGACUCCAUGUUAGUAGCAGGCCAAAUCAACGGCCAGUACGAAGCCAAGGGCGACAUAAUGGCACUCUAUCUCAACCAAGCGAAGACGUUGUUACAAACUUUCUAUUCCUACAAGGUGCAUCACAUAAACCGCAGCGAAAACAAGCCGGCAGAUGCUUUAAGCAAGCUUGCGUCGACAAGUUUCCAACACCUAGCAAAGGAUGUGCGCAUAGAAGUUUUGAGCAACCCAUCCGUUCCACUCAGAGAAGUCAGCGUCAUCCAAACAGGAACCACGUCCUGGAUGACACCCAUAAUCAUGUACUUACAGUCCGGGAUACUUCUAGAGAACAAAGCUGAGGCGCGAAAAAUCCAAUACAAAUCAGAACAUUAUCAGAUGGCAGACGGGAUACUAUAUCGAAAGUCAUAUCUCGGCCCGCUGGUAAGAUGUGUUGAUGCCGACGACGCAAAUUAUCUGAUCCGUGAAGUACAUGAAGGCAUUUGUGGUAUCCAUGCCGGACCGCGAAUGGUAGUGGCAAAAGUAAUGAAUGCCGGAUACUACUGGCCCGGGAUGCACCUCGAUGCCGUGAAAGAGUUGAGAAAAUGCAGUGGCUGCCAGAGGCAUGCACCAAAAACCAUGCGCCCCAAAAACGAACUGGUACCAGUAACAACCGCAUGGCCUUUUCAGCAAUGGGGCAUAGACAUGGUGGGCCCCUUCCCAGAAGCUCCAGGGGCAGUUAAGUUCAUCAUAGUCGCGGUCGAUUACUUCACCAAGUGGGUAGAAGCAAAGGCACUCGCAUCAACCACGUCGGCAGUCGUUAAACGAUUCAUAUGGGAACAAAUCAUAUGCCGGUUCGGCCUACCACUCAGAAUCAUCGCCGACAAUGGAACAAACUUUGCAGCAGAUGAUCUCGAACGAUGGUUCAAGGAACUAAACAUCGAACAUACCUUCUCGUCGGUUGCACAUCCGCAAGGGAAUGGUCAAGUUGAAGCGGUCAACAAGAGCAUCGUCGAUGGCAUAAAGGCAAGGCUCGGUGAAAAAAGACAAAAACCGGGGAAACUGGCUCCCAAAUCGGAAGGCCCGUACAUCAUUGAUGAGGUCCUCGGCAAGGGGGCAUACAAGCUACGCACCAUGAACGACAAAGAGGUUCCACGAACCUGGAAUGCCCAACAGUUACGAAAAUGCUACAUAUAA